AUGUACGGCGUCAAAAUAAUGGCCGACGAGCUCCUGGCUGACUGCGCCGCCGCUUCCUACGACCUCAUCGUCCUCCCCGGUGGCGUUCCUGGCGCUGCAAAUCUUGGUGCUUGUGCGACGUUGGAGGGCAUGGUGAGGAAGCACGUGGAGAAGGGAGGACUCUACGCCGCCAUAUGCGCUGCACCGCCGCUGGCGUUGGCGUCCUGGUGUCUACUCGACGGACACAAGGCUACGGGUCAUCCAUGGUUCGUGGAGAAGUUCCCUCCCGAGGUGACCGCCGUGGACGCGAACGUGGUGGUGGACGGCAAUGCCGUGACGGGCACUGGGCCGGCAACGUCGAUGGAGUUUGUGCUGGCCUUGGUGGAGCAGCUCUAUGGGAAGGAGAAGGUCGAGCAGAUCGCUAAACCAAUGCUAGUGAGAUACGAAGGUGGCUACAGCAUGAACGAACUCAACUCGGUCCAGUGGCAUUGCAGCGGCACACCCAAGGUUCUUCUUCCACUAGGCAACGGCAUUGAGGAGAUGGAGGCGAUAAUAAUCGUCGACGCGCUGCGCAGAGCCAACGCGGACGUCGUCGUCGCGUCCGCCGAGGACGGUGUCGUGGUCACCGCGCGACACGGGACGAGGAUCGUGGCCGACGUGAUGCUGGACGAGGCCGCCGAUCGUGCGCCCUUCGAUCUGAUCAUCGUGCCGGGCGGCAUGCCGGGCGCGAAGACGCUGGGCGGCUGUGAGCAGCUCGUCGCUCUGCUGAAGAAGCAGGCGGAAGCGAACAGGCCGUACGGCGCGAUCGGCGCCGCCACCGCCCACGUGCUCGAGCCCCAUGGCCUGCUCAAGGGCAAGAAGGCGACGACGUGCGCAUCCAUGGCCGGGCUGCUCGCGGACGACAGCGAGUGCGAGAACAGGGUGGUGGUUGACGGGAACGUGAUCACGAGCAGGAGCCCCGGCACCGCCAUGGAGUACGCGGUGGCCGUCGUCGAGGAGGCGCGGCGACUGGCGGAAGGCCUGCUCUUCUUGGGCUGA
Triticum turgidum subsp. durum (durum wheat) is the source of this 1017-nucleotide messenger RNA. Lineage: Eukaryota; Viridiplantae; Streptophyta; Magnoliopsida; Poales; Poaceae. The record is from the annotation of a GenBank genome assembly.